CGGAGUAAACAAAAUUUGAUCAUUCUUUUUUUAAUUACAUCCAUUCCCAAAACAACUUAAGUUACUGAAAUUACGAUACGUACAAACUGUACAAACUUUCUAAGAAAUUAUUUCAAAAUGCAAGUUACCGCUGUCUCCAACAAUUUUAAUUUAGAAGAUGUUGAGGCAGUCACUAUGCCAGCUACCCAUCCUUCUGCUUAUUGUCGAUUGUGCUUUUCUAUUACAAAUCUGGGACCUAUUUUCGGUAAUAAUUCGAUGGCUUCUUACAAAGUAGUAGAACUUAUAAAACAACUUACUACCAUUGAAUUGCACCCACAAGGCGACGCUAUGAGCGCAAUCUGUAGACCAUGUUCCGAUAAACUAGACGAGUUUGGUAAUUUCCGAAACCAAUGCCUCAUUUUUGAUGAGGUUAUUUCACGUCAUACGAAACAAUCACUUCGCCAUGACUUUAACACUAAUGCAACGCCACUUGUAUUGUCGGUUUCAACUGAAGUACAACCUCAAUAUCAACUGGCGAUUGGUAAUGUGACGUCUCUAGCAGCAUCCGCAGAAGACACUCGUGGGUUUGAAAUAGUGGAGUUGACCGACACGGCGGAGGAAAACAACUACAACGAUUUGACUCUAGAUAACUAUAACAAAUACGAGCAAGGUACUGAAAAUACACAACAGCUAGAGAUGGAAUCGUCCUUCGAACCCAACAAUGAUAAUCGUGCUGGGUAUGAAUAUGAAAAUUACACUUUCGACGGAAAAUUGUAUUGGAAAUGUACGCAAUGCGACGCGUUAAUGAUCCACAAGAAUAGUGUCACCCGGCACAUAAGCAAGAUUCAUAUUCCUGGGGCAGAAUUUCCACGCAUGAAGUGCGUAGAGAGAGACUGUAAUGCCACUUUCGUGGAAAUUGGCGGUCUCAAACGUCACGUCAAACUGGUUCACGGAAGGGAUAUUAGAGCUAUGAACAGAGUGCUUUGAAAAGAAAUGUCAAAGAAUGGGAUCCACGAUAACGCUCUAGAUUUCGGAAUGUGUCGUAAAAACCGGACAUAAUUUGUGUAAAGCACAUUUGUUUAAAAGUUAAGCUUAUACCAAAAAAACAUUGAUGAAAAAGAUUGAUUUUUUACCAUUUAGAUGUUAAUGGAAGACAGCUUGAUAUCAAUUAAAAGCUUUUGAUUAAAUAACCGACACAGCUUAGUGGUAAACAUAAAUACGUGUUGUAAAAUACCCCUUCAGUAAGCAAGUGAUCAAUGAGUCAAUAACUGAACCAGUCCUCGAUUUUCAAAAUAACAGAACAAAAUGAAUUGUGAUGAACUUAACGGUUUCAUAGAGUUAAACUUAACUAAUGGAUUACGAAAUGAGAUUAAUGAUGAUUAAAAAAAGGUAGACAUCUUUUCGUCAACCUGAAGUUUCAUCCACGUUUUCCACUAUUAAUUUGAGUUAUAAGAUAACUGAGAAAAAAGACAAGAAUGCUGCUCUACUGGCUAGAGAUUGGUAAAUUCAUUCAAAUAUUUCAAAAACACUUAUUUUAAAUUGUAAGAACAAUAUAGGAAAAAGUGGAACAAAACAGCUAAAUCUACUAACCACUACUUUUGUUUAAAAUCCGUUAUAAAAAAAAAUGUAAACUCUUAAACACCAUUACAAUAAAAAUGUCAACUCUGAGCUACUUUGUGCUACGAAAUAAUUAUGAAAAAAUAAACAACAAUAAUCUGGUAGGUACUUACACUCUGAUUAACCGAUUUACUACUGGAACUGGAACUUCGAGACAGCUCAUACAGCGAGGGACAGUGUCGCCCGAACGCACAACACAGCAUAGCAGCCGUUUGGAUGUCGAAAAUUUUGGCAAAGUGACUGAUUCUGGAAAAGAUGGAAUGAUUGCAGUUAGUUUGGUUUUAUUUAGGAAUAAUACUAUAAAAAAUCCUUACAAAGACUCCAGCAAACUUUUGGCGAAUGGAUUUUGGGAACACAUCAUAUCGUCAUCGGUUUCGAAGUCGGUACCGGGUUGGGCAAUCAUCUCCGCCAGGGACCAACACUGGACCAGAUCCGGGCGCCCCGUUUUCUCAGCCACUUCUCUGUUGUGCCGACACAUUCCGGCCAGAUUUGUGGUAUUGAUGAUGUAGUUUUCCGCCAGCUCCUUGCUCACGU
Uranotaenia lowii is the source of this 2130-nucleotide messenger RNA. RefSeq lists its product as uncharacterized. NCBI's taxonomy places the organism in Eukaryota, Metazoa, Arthropoda, Insecta, Diptera, Culicidae. Gene Ontology annotation, molecular function: zinc ion binding. Gene Ontology annotation, cellular component: nucleus. The coding region runs from base 118 to 966 and encodes 282 amino acids. The record is from RefSeq and is a predicted model, not a curated record. The transcript is spliced from 2 exons.